UGGUUCAAUGGCUAGGCUCACCAGGCCAUAUGGGCUGAGAAUACUGCAGCCUGUGAUCCCUCCACUGUCAAGAGAAGGAAGUGUUCACUGCUCUGUGAAACCAGCCUCAUGCGGAUCCCUCCGUUCUAGUGACCAGGAGAUCUGAGCCUUCGCCCAAAUCCCAUGGCCCAACUCUCAACUUGGAGUGGGCAGGCCAGCAUAAUGUACCCUACAGCCCAACCUGUUAAGACACAAUCAUGUUCCAUCACCUUGUUGCUCCCACAUGGGUUACAAGUUGGUGUAAAUCAACUCAGCGAACAAUUGGCUGUGUUGGAAGUUUAUAAACCAUUGCAUAUUCUAUGUUUUAAACGAUGUGGGACAUUUUAUUGCUCAGAUAUAUUAUGGUCUUGAGUUGGAAACAUUCAUGUCACUUGUCACAUCGUAUGCAUGCUUAGUUUAGUUCAUAUUUAUCCACUCUUUUCAUAAAGCAUAACUAUACAAUAAUUUAUCAUGUCUAUAGUGGCAUAUAUAUAAUUGUUCAGCUUCACCACAGAAAUUAACCUUGCCUCAAACUAGUUUGUGUGGACAAGUCUCUUUAGUGGCUUUGCUGGCUUAUGAUUCUCAUACUAUAUUUUAUCCUUAGUUCAAAGUGGAGUUGAUAAUGACUGAAAAUUAUUAUCAUUAUUAUAUGUGCAUGUUUGUUAGAAAACAAACAAACAAGCAUUGACACCAUUUUAGUUUUAAAAUUAGGACUAAACUUGCAUACAUCUUUUAAAAAAUGAUAGAGGCAGUAGAGAACAGUAGGAACAGUGCCUAUAGCACUAUACCAAAGUUUUAUCCUUCAACCUAAAUAUGAUUUUGAUAUAUUGAUAUUUGUCAUUUUCCUUAAAUAGCUAGGAAUGACAAGUGCAGUGCAAACUGUGUGUGGACAAGCUUAUGGAGCCAAAAAACAUGCAGCAAUGUGCAUCACAUUGCAGAGAGAAAUCAUCUUACAUUUUGGUGCAGCAGUGACUCUCACAUUUCUCUAUUGGUUCUCUGGAGAUUUUCUAAAAGCCAUGGGGCAGACAGAGAGCAUUGCUGCACAAGGUCAAAUGUUCGCUCGCGGACUUAUUCCUCAACUCUAUGCAUUUGCAUUCAGCUGUCCAAUUCAGAGGUCUUCGCAGGCGCAGAAUAUUGUUAAUCAUCAGACAUAUAUGGCAGUUGGAGUAUUCCUUCUUCAUAUGCUUUUUAGCUGGCUAGUCGUCUAUGUUUUAGGCUAUAGCCUUCUCGGGGCAGCCCUCACUCUCAGCUUUUCUUGGUGGAUUCUUGUCUUUUUUAAUGGAUUGUACAUCCUUUUUAGCCCAACAUGCAAGGAAACUUGGAUUGGUUUCACUGUGAAAGCCUUCAUAGGAAUUUGGCCUUACUUGAAGCUCACAGUUGCUUCUGCUGCGAUGUUAUGCUUGGAUAUAUGUUACAAUCAGGGACUAUUGCUUGUUUCAGGCCUGCUAUCUAAUCCCACAGUGGCACUAGAUUCUAUUUCCAUUUGCAUGAAUUACUUAGACUGGGAUAUGCAAGUUAUGUUGGGCCUUGGUGCAGCAGCAAGGGUGCGAGUUAGCAGAGUUAGGAGCAGAUCAUCCAAGAGUAGCAAAAUUUUCUGUCUUCGUCGUGAAUGCAAAUAGCAUCCUCAUUAGCAUAUUUUUGUCCGCCAUGAUUUUGAUAUUCAUGGUUGGCUUGAGCGACCUUUUCACUUCUGACUCCGAAGUAAUUGAAGCUGUAUCUGACUUGACUCCAUUGCUUGCCAUUUCUGUCCUUCUAAUUGGCAUUCAAUCUACACUGUCAGAUAAAAUACUACCAUUUACUGUUUUAAAAUAAAAUAAAAUAAAAUUAUAUGCAUGAGCACCAUAUAUGGUUUUUCCAUACUUCUGAAUCUGAUCCCACCUUUUGUUUGCUGUUACUUUGAAAAUUUCAGGUAUUGCUAUUGGAAUUAGAUGGAAAGGUUUGGUGACUUAUGUAAACUUGGUUUGCUACUAUGUCAUUAGUCUUACUGUUGGAUGUGUUCUUGGCUUUAAAACUUUUUUUAGGAGUAACUGUAAGUUUAAAACAUUUCUCUCACUGAUUAUAGUUUAUUAAAUUGGUAGAGUUAGAUUAAUGAAAUGAAUGCAAUUGUGAUUUCUUUGGGAAUUUGGUGGGGAAUGAUCCUUGGAGUUUUUCUACAGACUGUUAUACUAUUAGUUCUGACUGCCAGAACAAAUUGGGGUGCAGAGGUAAUCAAAACUUUUUUUUGCCUAGACUAUAAGAUUUUAUCUGUUUCAUGUUCAACAUGAAUUGUUUGUCACUUGGGAAGGUGUGAAAUAAUUUAUAAUGUUGUUGUAGGUUGAAAAAGCUAUUGUUCGUGCUAAGAGGUCUGCUGAAGACGAGACCUUUGAUCAACUGGUUGCCGACGUAUAGAGGCAUUUCUCUAACUGUAACUUUUAUAUUCCAGGCAUGGAAGAACACUUUAACAACAUAUUAGUUAGGACUGGAGUUGAUAAUGGUGGAUACAAAUAUCGAGGAGUUGAGAAUCUGAGAUUUAUCUGUUUCCUUAUUUAUGCCGCAUCUCUUCCACGAAAGCAUGCUUUUCUCUUCAAAUUGCCACUGCCAAUACACUCUCUGUCCUUUCUCCUCUUGGUCUUGAAACCCUUUUUCAUACUAACAUCUAUCUUUCAGCAUAUUCUAAAUCUGUUUUAGAAAAUGUUGAAACUUUGAGGAAGUGAUUCUUUGGGCUGAGUAAAGAUCAGCAAAUAUUUCUAUCUGGUAUUUUGAAACACACUGAUGUAUAUAACAAGUCAAAUUUGUCUGUACUUUUACAUUUAAAAAAGGGCUUCCGAGUAGAUGAUUCAUCGACAUUGCUCUUAGAAAAGUUUUGUAGAUUGACCGGUUUCUUAGAAAUUAUCUGGAGUUGAUUCAAUCGGCUCGAAGGCCAUCAAUUUUGCUUACAUGCUGCAUUUGUGCUUCUUAAAGUUGCACAUGAGUUAUUUUGUUCCUUCUUUUUUAUUGUUAACUUGUAAAAACAGUUGUUAUAUUUAUUGUUCAACUUGUUUGAUCUAUGAAUAUUUAUAUUCUCAACUUAAAUGGGAUAGCUCAAAAACAAUUUAUCUACUUACAUAUCUGAAUUCAGUUUCCAUCAAGCAAUUUCUGAACAGUUGCUUCUAUAUAUUCUUUUGAAAAGGCAAAAUAUUUUUCUGCAUAAUAUGAACAAAAAUGGUACAACUUAACAAGUAUAGUGUCCAUGGCUGAAUUUAGAUCAUGAAGAUCCACACCAAUGUCUAUGAAUAUAUUGCUACGUUAAAACAAUACUUACCAGUUUAUUUAUUUUAUUGCAACUCACUUAACUACUCCACUAAAUGUUGGAGAAAUUUCCUAAAUAUAUAUAUUUGGAAGCUUGCAAUGAUUAAAUUGAUGUAAUGAUAUCAUUUUAACAUAUUGUAUAUCAUAUGGUUUGAUGGUUGUGUUGUAGGAAUUAUGCUUGAAGCAGACCAGCGAAUAUAUUUGGAAGUUUGCAAUGAUUGUAAUGAUAUCACUUUAACAUAUUGUAUAUGAGUCUAAUUGUCACAGACAGUGCCAUAACUCUUUGAAAAUUCUUCCAUAGUUGCUUAUAUUUUGAUAAAUUUCAGCAAAUUUUUGUUCUUAACUGCCUUCAAUUUAAUUAUUCUACACUGUUAUAUUGGCCUUGGUGCCAUUUAAUGCUCUCAAAGCCGAUAUUAAGCCAACUACUUUAAAUCUUCAUAUAUAAUGCAUAAUAUGGAGAGAAAAUAGGGUGUUGAAUGAAAUUAUAAAAUUUGGAGGUGUGUAUUUACAUUUAUAUUGUUGUUUAACAAAACAAAAUACAACUAUUUAAUUUUGGCAACAAUAAUGCCUAUACAUAAUGCAAUAGUUCAGGUGAGAUUCAGACAUUCUUAAAUGUGGGCCUAAGAAGUGACAUGUAAGUGGCACUUUUGUACCCCAAAAACACUCAGAAGAACAAUAUUGACCCACCUAAAAGUCUUAU
This is a messenger RNA of Medicago truncatula (barrel medic), 3985 nucleotides long. RefSeq names its product protein DETOXIFICATION 41. Gene Ontology annotation, molecular function: xenobiotic transmembrane transporter activity; antiporter activity. Gene Ontology annotation, cellular component: membrane. Lineage: Eukaryota; Viridiplantae; Streptophyta; Magnoliopsida; Fabales; Fabaceae. Gene Ontology annotation, biological process: transmembrane transport. The coding region runs from base 879 to 1637 and encodes 252 amino acids. The transcript has 4 exons. The record is from RefSeq and is a predicted model, not a curated record.